AUGUCUCGCAAUCGCCCUCGGCCUCGCGACAACGGACUCGGAAACAACGAGGAGAUGGAGCUGUGGACUCGCAUAUGCCAGGAUAUCCGCAAGUCCAAAGAGAAGUUUGACCAGCAGGCAUCCCUCUCCGUGCAGAUCAAAACUCUGGUAGAUAGGAUCACCCGUGAUGGCAAACCUACCAUGGCAGACCAUGAUCAGCUCGAUACAUGGCUGCGCCAAAGCCAGAAGCUCAGCGAAGAGGAGCGGUCAAUCAUGCAGGACGAGCCUUGCGACGUGAUCAAGAACCUCGAACUCCUCACCGCACUCCGCAAAGCGUCCGAAGCCGAGGCCCCCGGCGGUCGCUCAAAUGCUCUCUCCAAGUCUCGCAAGAAAAGGUCCGAUAUGGAUAGCUCUGCUGCCGAUUCUCCAAGUGCUUCAGGUGCCGACAAGUCCAGCCGCUCCAAGGGCGGGGUUCCGCGCAGCGCGAGUGUGUCAAGCACACAAGCACGCGAGAGCCGCGGAGAGGCUGUGGCGGUCAAGAUCGAAGAAGGAACCGAGGGUACCAAGGGAACUGUGGCUGAGCGCAGUGGGAUUCUUCAGGUCGGGGCACAGGUCGUCUUCAAACACAACAAGAACAAGCAGGGCGUGGAAGGAGAGGGCAUUCAGUGUAUCAUCAAGAACAUAUCUGGCGACGGACAUAAGAAAAGGUGGUACGAGGUCCAAGACCCCGAACCGAAUGAGAAUGGCGAAGAAGGCGCUGUUUACAAGACUACGGCUGCGUCUCUCAUUCCUAUCCCGCAGAUGGGCUCCUCGAUGUCUGCGUUUCCAGUCGGCAAACAAGUUCUUGCCAGGUACCCCGACACCACCACCUUCUAUCGUGCGGAGGUGAUGGGAGCGAAGAAGGAAGCUUAUCGUCUCAGGUUCGAGGGUGAGGAGGAUGAUAAGGAGAUGGAAGUUGACCGCCGCUACGUCUUGGACAUUCCAAACAAGUAG
This is a messenger RNA of Penicillium cinerascens, 972 nucleotides long. RefSeq names its product SAGA-associated factor 29 family protein. The transcript is spliced from 3 exons. NCBI's taxonomy places the organism in Eukaryota, Fungi, Ascomycota, Eurotiomycetes, Eurotiales, Aspergillaceae. The coding region runs from base 1 to 972 and encodes 323 amino acids. Gene Ontology annotation, cellular component: SAGA complex. The record is from RefSeq and is a predicted model, not a curated record.